Messenger RNA from Elgaria multicarinata webbii, 865 nucleotides. It is a transcript of the gene CER1, whose product is annotated as cerberus 1, DAN family BMP antagonist. The transcript is spliced from 2 exons. Bases 1 to 786 code for a protein of 261 amino acids. The record is from RefSeq and is a predicted model, not a curated record. Lineage: Eukaryota; Metazoa; Chordata; Lepidosauria; Squamata; Anguidae.
AUGUUUUUCCUACUGCUUCAGAUGCUGUUGAUUUCACAGCUUGGAACAGUAGAGCCAAGGGGUGGAUUGCAAAAGAAAAAGAUGAGAAUUCCACACCUCCUGCCUCGAGAUGCGCUAAUGAAAUAUCCAAUGGACUACGAAGGAACACUGGCAGAUCCUGGUUUGUUUGAACACCUAUUGGCAGAAAUGGAAAACGGGAAACAAGAUAGCCCAAGAAUGGCUAAGUUCAUUUCCCCAUAUAUUGUUAACCCUACAGCUCAAGAUUUUGGAAGCUGGGCUCCCACAACUGCAUCCCCACACCAAGAGGGCACAAAAAAUCUACCUUCUCACCCACACAGUAAGAGGGAAGCAGAAUCGCCCUUGAAGAAAGAUGCCAAGAAGUUCUGGGACAUUUUUAUGUUGAAAACCAAGUCAAGGUCUGAAGAGAUUGUCCUCCCAAUCAAGACCAAAGAAAUGUACCAGGAUACCUGUAGUACUCUUCCCUUUUCUCAGAGCAUAGUACAUGAGAACUGUGAGAAACUGGUGAUAAAGAACAAUCUGUGCUUUGGAAAAUGCAGUUCUUUCCAUGUUCCUGGUCUGGAAGAUCGUCUUUACACCUUCUGUUCUCACUGCUUGCCUACCAAGUUUUCCAUGAACCGUUUGGAGAUGAAUUGCACCACGGCUGCUCCCGUUAUCAAGGUGGUUAUGCUGGUAGAAGAAUGCAAGUGUGAAGUUCAGAAAAUGACAGAACCUGAUAUAGGAUUUCUACACUCGGAUCUGUAUGCCAAGAUGUAUGAACACAACUGAGCCUUUCAAAACUGCCUUUAUCCUCAAUAUAAUUUAUCAUUAGCAAGAGCCAAAAAGCCCACUAAAUGCUAUGACAACA